CCAGGUAACCAUAUCGGGUAGGCAGGCAAGGCAGGCCACUAAGCCACUAAGCUCUCAGUCCGUGAGUAGCUGCGGUUGUGAAAGGACGUACGCGCUCGUACCCCUCCUCUAGCUUACUCGGUGCGCUUUGCAAAUUCUACAUUUGAAGAUGGGAGGCCAAACUAACGGCACCUGGACCCCAACCAAGAGGAGGGGCCCCAUUGCUGCAGAAUUCUCAAGUCCGGGACCAGCCGCCAUUGCCCUGAAAUCCGGAAUUGGUUCUGGGGGCGCCACAAAGAGUCGACCCCCAGCCUUCACCAUGGCGUCACGUCAUGAACCUAAGAAUGAGAAGGUGGGACCUGGACCAGGGCAGUAUAACGUCACGGGACUCUCCAAUAAAGCAGGCAAGGAUGAACCAGCUGCAGCCUCCAUGCACAUUAAGCCAAAGGACCCUAAGGUCUACGUUACUCCUGCACCUUGCGAUUACUCUCCAGAAAAGGCGGAAAGGAAGGUCAAUGAGGCGUCUCCAUGCUUCUCCUUCGGGGUCAAGGCAGAUCCCGGAAAACCAUUUGAAGCGCCAGCCCCGAACAGCUAUUCCAUCCCGUCUCUCCUCGGCCACACGAAGGAAGGAGCUAAGCAUUCAGCUCCGAGUUUCACCAUGAGCGCACGUCCCAAGGAUGCCGAGGAUAAGAUGAAGGUGCCAGGACCUGGCUCCUACGAUGAAGCUACUGUAGACAAAUACAAAACACUGAAAAGUCCUUCCUUCAGCAUGGGUCAGCGUACUACAAUCCCGUCAGAUCACACCAUGAAGCCAGGGCCGGGAGCUCAUUGCCCUGAAAAGUGCUUCAACGACGGUGGCCCUAAGUUCACUAUGGCUGCAAGACCAAAUGAAGCUGAGGAUAAAAUGAAGGUUCCAGGACCGGGAACUUAUGAUUCGGGAGACCUGGACAAAUGCCGGGAAAAAAUGCCGGCGUACACGAUGGCACCGAAGACAAAUCUUCCAGUAGACAAUAGUCCCAAACCUCCUCCCAACGCUUAUUCUCCUGAGAAGUGCUUCAAGGACACCGGUCCCAAGUUCACAAUGGCACCGAGACCAAAUGAAGCUCAGGAUAAAAUGAAGGUUCCAGGGCCGGGAACUUAUGAUUCAGGAGACUUGAAUAAAUGCCGAGAGAAAAUGCCUGCUUAUACGAUGGCACCAAAGACAAACCUUCCAGUUGACAAAAGUCCCAAACCUCCUCCCAACGCUUAUUCACCUGAGAAGUACAAUCCUUCGGGACCAAAGUUCACCAUCGCACCCCGCCCACUCGAGGAAACGGAUAAGAUGAACGUCCCUGGUCCCGGGGCGUACGACGCUGGCGAUCUUGACAAGUGCCGUCUGAGUAUGCCAGCUUUCACGAUGGCACCAAAGACGACCAUGCCCACUGAUCACACUCAAAAGCCAGCCCCCAAUGCCUACUCACCCGACAGAUCAGAAACGUCGGAGCAGAAGACGACGCCCCAGUUCUCUUUCGGAAUCAAGCACUCUAAAUAUUUGGGCAAGCUGCGAGACCAGUAGGCCUUAUCAUGUCAGGCCCAUGGAAACCUACACUCUCACCUGGUUUUCCUAGGUGGUAAAGAAGUGUGGUUUUUGCCAUCCCCCCCCCUUCCCAAAAGCAUUUGAACCUGUCAAUAAUAUAAUUAUGUUGUGUUUUUUGACAAAGAACAAUUUAUAAGGUCAGAUUCACGAAAUAAUAGCAAACGUAACGGAAACAAUUUUUUGUCAAUAAUUCUUAUUGAAAUUAGAGAAGGUAAUGACGAGUUCUAAGGCUUCCAUUUGUAAAAGAGAACGUCAGUACACUUUUAUCCUCUUUCUGUCGUAUACAGAAACAUCAUUUUUGCACUUCUCGCUGUAAGAGCUGGAAAUCAUUUCGUAAAUAUAAAGAUGAGAUUUGGUUUUAAUACUGCAGUCUUGUUUAAAGCGAUGGGACUACAUCAGUGACUAUCAAAUCAAUUUACAUUAUAUAACUUAUCACACCAGGCAGUUGACAACAUAUUUAAGGUGACAUUUGUCCUAAUAUCGACGACAAACUCUGUGCAUUUUAGUGGCAAAUUUCUACCUCGGAUAAAGUUCUUUAUUCAGUAGGAAAUGACCAUUGACUUUAAAUACAACAGCUUCAGUCUUUCAGUAUUGUACCUGACUAAGAAAAAAUGACAUCAUACGAAUGGCCAAUACAAAAAAAGACAAGUGUUAUUACGCAUGUGUUGUGGCGUUGUCAUUCAUCGCCUUCAGAUUCACGAAUUAAAAGCAGAAAUGACUUAAUCGAAAAAUGCCGAAAACGUAUUUAGAUGCAUUGGUAAGUAAGGAUUAUAUACAAUUCUUUACUUAUGU
This is a messenger RNA of Penaeus monodon (black tiger shrimp), 2347 nucleotides long. Its product is annotated as outer dense fiber protein 3-like. Lineage: Eukaryota; Metazoa; Arthropoda; Malacostraca; Decapoda; Penaeidae. Gene Ontology annotation, cellular component: cytoskeleton. The transcript is spliced from 9 exons. Bases 149 to 1534 code for a protein of 461 amino acids. The record is from RefSeq and is a predicted model, not a curated record.